CCUCAAGCGACAUCGUAACAGAAUCUGGUGUUCUGUCAAGAAGAUUUCGGACGUUUUAUCGGGGCCAAGGCUACCUCCUCUGUCAGUGGUUCCCUGAUCUCUAUCAACAUGUCUGUUAUUGUUGGAGCAGAAAUGGAUCCACAGAUCUGAUUGGUCCACAUAGCUGCUUAAAGAUGGAUUUCCCUCAAGAGGGAGAGGGUGCUGUCACUGGAAAUGAGACAGGCAGAGCAGCAUGUGCUGUGUCCAGCCACGUGUCCAUGAAGAAGGAGGAGCCCGUCACUGAUGGGCAUCAGGGGGUCAACACAGGAAGAGUGUUGUCUUAUCCAAGACCACAGACACACAGAGCAGUGUCUCCAGUGCCCAGCUGUAUGUCCAUGAAGAGUGAUUGGUCCAUGGAACACCCUAACAAUUUCAGCAGUGGACCACCACAGUCUGAUCAAAAACCACAGACACACAGACCAGUGUCUCCAGUGCCCAGCUGUGUGUCCAUGAAGAGUGAUUGGUCCAUGGAACACCCUAACAAUUUCAGCAGUGGACCACCACUGUCUGAUCCAAACCCACAGACACACAGACCAGUGUCUCCAGUGCCCAGCUGUGUGUCCAUGAAGAGUGAUUGGUCCAUGGAACACCCUAACAAUUUCAGCAGUGGACCACCACAGUCUGAUCAAAAACCACAGACACACAGACCAGUGUCUCCAGUGCCCAGCUGUAUGUCCAUGAAGAGUGAUUGGUCCAUGGAACACCCUAACAAUUUCAGCAGUGGACCACAGUCUGAUCAAAACCCACAGACACACAGACCAGUGUCUCCAGUGCCCAGCUGUGUGUCCAUGAAGAGUGAUUGGUCCAUGGAACACCCUAACAAUUUCAGCAGUGGACCACCACAGUCUGAUCAAAAGAACAUCCUGACCCAGGAUCAGUCCAGGUGUGGAGUGUGUGAGCAGCUGCUGAGGGACCCGGUCAUCGCCAGAUGUGGACACAGUUUCUGCAGGCAGUGCAUCAGCAGCUACUGGAGCCAAUCUGGUCCAUCAGGAGACUACAGCUGCCCCCAGUGCAGAAAGAGACCCAGAACACAACCCAUUACAAACCCUGACAUGACUCAACCACUGUACCCAUCUACAGACAUGGCACAACCUCACCUAAACCCACUAACAGAAAUUACAAAGCCCUCGAUACACUGUGAAAUGGCACAACCACCUGUGCAUCCACCUACAUCCAUGGCACAACCUCACCAAUACACACCUACAUCCAUGGCACAAUCAAUGUUAUGUUCACCUACAGCCAUGGCACAGCCUUCGUUGUACCAACACACUGAAAUGGCACUUCAUCUGAACCCAUCUGCAAACAUGGCACAAGUUCCUCCAUCCCCACACACAGACACGGGGCAGCGUCCUCAGUACUCAAACUCAGCCAUGGGGCAGCAUAAUCAUUAUACACACAUCCAGCACCCGCUUUAUCCACACAUCCAUACGGCACAGAUCUCUCCACAGCCUCCUGUAGAUGAGCACACAGUCAAGAGAGCCAGCACCCAUCUGCAAACGGAGCAUGUUCCAGUCAAAAGGGCCAAACUAACAGAUGACCAUGUCCUGACCAGAGUACUAAUGACCCAUAAAGCCAGUAUGAAGAGGAGGUUUGAGAACAUAUGUGAAGGCAUCAUGAGGUCAGGGACUCAAACACUGCUGAACAAGAUCUACACAGAGCUCUACAUCACAGAGGGAGAGAGUGAAGGGGUGAAUAAUGAGCAUGAGGUUUGGCAGGUCGAGUCAGCAUCCAGGCCACAAACUACAGAGGACACAGCAAUCAACUGUAAUGACAUCUUCAAGCCCUUACCUGGACAGGAGAGACAUAUCAAAACUGUCAUGACCAAGGGGAUUGCUGGCAUUGGAAAAACUGUCUCAGUACAGAAGUUCAUCCUUGACUGGGCAGAGGAGACAGCUAACCAGGAUGUAGAUUUCAUGUUUGUGCUUCCAUUCCGUGAGCUGAAUUUGGUCAAACAUGAUGAGUACAGUCUUCACAGACUCCUGCUUGACUUCCACCCUGAGCUUAAAGAGCUUCAAGAUGGUGAAUACAAAGACUGCCACAUUGUGUUCAUCUUUGAUGGUCUAGAUGAGAGUCGACUUCCACUGAAUUUCCAAGAAAACCAGAAGUUGUCUGAUGUGACACAAACAUCAUCAGUGGAUGUGCUGAUGACGAGUCUCAUUCAGGGAACUCUGCUUCCCUCUGCUCUCAUCUGGAUAACCUCCCGACCAGCAGCAACCAGUCAGAUCCCUUCUCAGUGCAUCAGUCAGGUGACAGAAGUACGAGGGUUCAAUGACCCACAGAAGGAAGAGUACUUCAGGAAGAGGAUCAGUGACCAGAAUCAAGCCAACAGAAUCGUCUCACACAUUAAGGAAUCCAGAAGUCUCCACAUCAUGUGCCACAUGCCAGUCUUCUGUUGGAUCUCAGCCACUGUUCUUCAGCAGAUACUGGAACAGGAUGAUGAGAAGGAAGCCCCCAAAACGCUGACUGAGAUGUUCAUACACUUUCUGCUCAUCCAGACCACCAGGAAGAGCCAGAAGUAUCAACAGGAAAGUGAGACAAAUAGACAGAGGCUCCUGGAGUCACACCAGGGUGUCAUAUUGAAACUGGCAGAGCUGGCUUUCAGGCAUCUGGAAAAUGGCAAUCUCAUGUUCUAUGAGGAAGACCUGAGAGAGUGUGGUAUUGAUGCCAGUGAAGCUUCAGUGUACUCUGGCAUGUGCACUGAGAUCUUCAGGGAAGAGUGUGUGUUUUUCCACAAGAAGGUCUACUGCUUUGUCCAUCUGAGCAUCCAGGAGUUUCUUGCUGCACUUCAUUUGUUUGCCUCCUACUUGAGUAAGAACAUGGAGGUCCUGAAACCAUUUCUUAAAAGAAAGUCCAUGUCUUUGACAGAUUGGCCUCUAGAUGAGCUGCUGAAGAAUGCAGUGAACAAAGCUUUGGAAAGCAAGAAUGGACACCUUGAUUUGUUUGUCCGCUUCCUUCAUGGCAUUUCUCUGGUGUCAAAUCAGAGACUUUUGCUUGGCCUCCUGACAGACACACACAGCAACCCAGAGAGUGUGAAGAAAACAAUCAAGAACCUGAAGAUAAUGCAGAGACCAAAUAUCUCCCCCGAGAGAUGCAUCAAUCUGUUCCACUGCCUGGUGGAAAUGCAUGACUCUUCUGUUCAUGAUGAAAUCCAGGCUUUCCUGAAGGCAGAGAAAGGUGCCGUGAAACAGCUCACACUGGCUCACUGCUCAGCCUUGGCUCAUGUGCUUCUGAUGUCUGAUGAGGUGCUGGAUGAGUUUGACCUGAAGAAAUACCAAACCUCUCCAGAAGGUCGCAGGAGACUGGUUCCAGCGGUGAGAUGCUGCAGGAAGGCUCUACUUGCUGACUGUAAGCUAACAGAGAAGUCCUGUGAGAUUGUGGCCUCAGCUCUGCAGUCUGCAAACUCCCCCUUAAGAGAGCUGGACCUGAGUCAGAAUGACCUGCAAAAUUCAGGAGAUAAGCUGUUCUCUGCCGUACAGAGUCCAAACUGCAAACUGGAGACUCUGAGACUUGUUGGCUGUAAACUAAAAGGACAAUUUCUGGCCAUGACUCUUCAGUGGGCAAACUCCCACCUAAGAGAGCUGGACAUCAGUGACAGUGAGCUUCAGGACUGUGGAGGAGAACUGCUCCAUCAACCACUGAAUCAAGACUGUAAAGUGAGACUCAUCAGCCGUGGACUCAAACACAGCUCCUGUGAGGUUGUGGUCUCAGUUUUGGGGUCAUGUAUUUCUCAACUGAGUGAGUUGGACAUGAGUGGCUGUGAUCUGCAAACAUCAGACGAGAAGAAGCUCUCUGGUCUUAGAAACCCAAACUGCCGACUGGAGAAACUGAGACUUGUUGGCUGUGAACUAAAAGGACAAUUUCUGGCCUCAAUUCUUCAGUGUGGAAACUCCCACCUAAGAGAGCUGGACAUCAGUGACAGUGAGCUUCAGGACUGUGGAGGAGAACUGCUCCAUCAACCACGGAAUCAAGACUGUAAAGUGAGACUCAUCAGCUGUAGACUCAAACACAGCUCUUCUGAGGUUGUGGUCUCAGUUCUGCAGUCAUAUAUUUCUCAACUGAGUAAGUUGGACAUGAGUGGCUGUGAUCUGCAAACAUCAGAAGAGAAGCUGCUCUCUGGUCUUAGAAACCCAAUCUGCCACCUGGAGAAAAUGAGACUGGUUGGCUGUAAACUGAGAGGAAGAUUUCUGGCCUUGACUCUUCAGUGGGCAAACUCCCACCUAAGAGAGCUGGACAUCAGUGACAGUGAGCUGCAGGACUGUGGAGGAGAACUGCUCCAUCAACCACUGAAUCAAGACUGUAAAGUGAGACUCAUCAGCAGUGGACUCAAAGGCAGCUCCUCUGAGGUUGUGGUCUCAGUUCUGCAGUCAAUUAUUUCUCAACUGAGUGAGUUGGACAUGAGGGACUGUGAUCUGCAAACAUCAGAAGAGAAGCUGCUCUCUGGUCUUAGAAACCCAAACUGCUACCUGGAGAAACUGAGACUUGUUGGCUGUAAACUGAGAGGAAGAUUUCUGGCCUUGACUCUUCAGUGGGCAAACUCCCACCUAAGAGAGCUGGACAUCAGUGACAGUGAGCUUCAGGACUGUGGAGGAGAACUGCUCCAUCAACCAAUGAAUCAAGACUGUAAAGUGAGACUCAUCAGCCGUGGACUCAAAGACAGCUCCUCUGAGGUUGUGGUCUCAGUUCUGCAGUCAUAUAUUUUUCAACUGAGUGAGUUGGACAUGAGUGGCUGUGAUCUGCAAACAUCAGAAGAGAAGCUGCUCUCUGGUCUUACAAACCCAAACUGCCACUUGGAGAAACUGAGAUGUGUUGGCUGUAAACUCACAGAUCAAUUUUGUGAGAUUGUGGCUUCGGUUCUGCAGUCAUCAAACUCCCUGAUGGAGCUGGACCUGAGUCACAAUAGCCUGGGAGAUCCUGGAGUUCAGCUCCUCUCUAAGGGACUGUCUAGUCCCCACUGUAAACUGCAGACAUUAAGGCUCAGUAAGUGUGGAAUCUCAGAUGAAGGUUAUGUUUUACUGGCUCUCACUCUGAUGUCAAACCCUUCCUGUGUGAAAGACCUGGAUGUGAGCAACAAUCAUCCUGGAGAAUCAGCACAGAAGCUGUUAUCUGCUACACUGGAAGAUCCUCACCGCAAAGUUGAAUCAAUUCAACUUGUUGGCUGUAAAAUGAGAGGAAGAUUUCUGGCCUUGAUUCUUCAGUGGGGAAACUCCCACCUAAGAGAGCUGGACAUCAGUGACAGUGAGCUGCAGGACUGUGAAGAAGAACUGUUCCAUCAACCACUGAAUCAAGACUGUAAAAUGAGGCUCAUCAGCCGUGGACUCAAACACAGCUCCUGUGAGGUUGUGGUCUCAGUUCUGCAGUCAUAUAUUUCUCAACUGAGUGAGUUGGACAUGAGUGGCUGUGAUCUGCAAACAUCAGAAGAGAAGCUGCUCUCUGGUCUUAGAAACCAAAACUGUCAACUAGAGAAAUUGAGACUUGUUGGCUGUAAAAUGAGAGGAAGAUUUUUGGCCUUGAUUCUUCAGUGUGGAAACUCCCACCUAAGAGAGCUGGACAUCAGUGACAGUGAGCUUCAGGACAGUGGAGGAGAACUGCUCCAUCAACCACUGAAUCAAGACUGUAAAGUGAGGCUCAUCAGCCGUGGACUCAAACACAGCUCCUGUGAGGUUGUGGUCUCAGUUCUGCUGUCAUAUAUUUCUCAACUGACUGAGUUGGACAUGAGUGGCUGUGAUCUGCAAACAUCAAACGAGAAGCUGCUCUCUGGUCUUAGAAACCCAAACUGUCGACUAGAGAAACUGAGACUUGUUGGCUGUAAAAUGAGAGGAAGAUUUUUGGCCUUGAUUCUUCAGUGUGGAAACUCCCACCUAAGAGAGCUGGACAUCAGUGACAGUGAGCUUCAGGACAGUGGAGGAGAACUGCUCCAUCAACCACUGAAUCAAGACUGUAAAGUGAGACUCAUCAGCUGUAGACUCAAACACAGCUCCUCUGAGGUUGUGGUCUCAGUUCUGCAGUCAUAUAUUUCUCAACUGAGUGAGUUGGACAUGAGUGGCUGUGAUCUGCAAACAUCAGGAGAGAAGCUGCUCUCUGGUCUUAGAAACCCAAACUGCCACCUGGAGAAGCUGAGGCUCAGUGAGUGUGGGAUUGCAGAUGGAGGUUAUGUUUGUCUGGCUCUCAGUCUGAUGUCAAACCCUUCCUGUGUGAAAGACCUGGAUGUGAGCAACAAUCAUCCUGGAGAAUCAGCACAGAAGCUGUUAUCUGCUACACUGGAAGAUCCUCACCGCAAAGUUGAAGCAAUUCAACUUGCUGGUUGUAAGCUAACAGAGGAAUCCUGUAAGGCUGUAGCCUCUGCUUUGCAGUCCUCCAUCUCCCUAAAGGAACUGGACCUGAGUCACAGUGACCUGAAGGAUUCUGGAUUUCAACUUCUCUCUACAGGACUCAGUAGCCCUCACUGUAAUCUGACAUCUUUAAGACUCAAUCUGUGCCACCUCUCUAAAGCAAGCUGUGAAAUGAUGGCAUCUGUGCUGCAAAGUGCACCUUCCCAUCUGAGAGCACUGGACAUGAGUGACAAUGACCUGCAGGAUGAAGGAGUGGAGCUGCUCUGUGCAGGACUUAGAGAUCCACAAUGCAAGCUGGAGACACUGAGACUGUCUGGUUGUCUCAUCACACAUGAGGGCUGUUCUCUCUUGUCCUCUGCCCUCAAAUCAAACCCCUCCUACCUGAAACAGCUGGAUCUGAGCUACAAUCACCCAGGAGACUCAGGUGUCAGAGAGCUCACAGACAGACUGAAUGAUCCCGGCUGUAAACUAGAGACGUUGAGGUAUGACCAUGGAGGAGAGUGCAGGAUUAAACCAGGACCCAGAAAAUAUGCCUGUGAGCUCACACUGGACCCAAACACAGCAUACAGAGAUCUCUCUCUCUCUGAGGGGAACAGAAAGGUGACAUUUGUGUAUCCGCAGCAGCAGUCGUAUCCUGACCACCCAGAGAGAUUUGACUCCUUCAGCUAUCAGGUGCUGUGUAGAGAGGGUCUGCCUGGACUCCACCCAGAGACAUGUGACAGUCUGGGUCAGAGUCUAGUCAGCACGGGCCAGUCUGGACGCUACUACUGGGAGGCUGAGUGGAGUGGAGGUACAGUUUAUAUAGCAGUGGCCUAUAAAAGCAUGGAGAGGAAAGGGGGCGGGGACAGCAGCAGGUUUGGAGGUAAUGCCAAGUCCUGGAGACUGAAGUGCUCUAGUAACAGUUACUCUGCCUAUCACAAUAAUAAGGAGACUGCCAUACCUGCCCCCUCCUCCCGCUCCAGCAGAGUAGGAGUGUACCUGGACUGGCCAGCAGGCACUCUGUCCUUCUACAGCGUCUCCUCUAACAUACUCACCCACCUGUACACGUUCCACUCCACAUUCACUGAGCCCCUCUAUCCUGGGUUUUGGACUCGAUCCUCAGUGUCCCUGUGCCAGAUCACAUGACCUCCUAAUCCUGCAGCAGAGGAGAGCCAUGUUCUGAUAUGCUUGAGAGUGAGAGGGAGGGAAGGGGAGUCCUUUCAUUUGAAUAAUAAAUAUGUAAUCUGUGAAUUGGUUAAAAUGUCUCUGGUUUGUGUAUAUAACAAAGGGGAACAGAAUGUAAUUCAUAG
This is a messenger RNA of Sardina pilchardus (European sardine), 7657 nucleotides long. RefSeq lists its product as uncharacterized. NCBI's taxonomy places the organism in Eukaryota, Metazoa, Chordata, Actinopteri, Clupeiformes, Clupeidae. The coding region runs from base 174 to 7493 and encodes 2439 amino acids. The record is from RefSeq and is a predicted model, not a curated record. Gene Ontology annotation, molecular function: protein binding. The transcript has 33 exons. Gene Ontology annotation, biological process: intracellular signal transduction.